Knipowitschia caucasica is the source of this 1677-nucleotide messenger RNA. NCBI's taxonomy places the organism in Eukaryota, Metazoa, Chordata, Actinopteri, Gobiiformes, Gobiidae. The record is from the annotation of a GenBank genome assembly.
AUGGGAAGAGGAGGGAACUGCACCACAGACCACAACAGGGUCAAACCGACAGUCUAUGCUCCAACCGACAGUCUAUGCUCCAACCGACAGGCUAUGCUCCAACCGACAGUCUAUGCUCCAACCGACAGUCUAUGCUCCAACCGACAGGCUAUGCUCCAACCGACAGUCUAUGCUCCAACCGACAGUCUAUGCUCCAACCGACAGGCUAUGCUCCAACCGACAGUCUAUGCUCCAACCGACAGUCUAUGCUCCAACCGACAGUCUAUGCUCCAACCGACAGUCUAUGCUCCAACCGACAGGCUAUGCUCCAACCGACAGGCUAUGCUCCAACCGACAGUCUAUGCUCCAACCGACAGGCUAUGCUCCAACCGACAGUCUAUGCUCCAACCGACAGGCUAUGCUCCGACAGUCUAUGGUCCAACCGACAGUCUAUGCUCCAACCGACAGGCUAUGCUCCAACCGACAGGCUAUGCUCCAACCGACAGUCUAUGCUCCAACCGACAGUUUAUGCUCCAACCGACAGGCUAUGCUCCAACCGACAGGCUAUGCUCCAACCGACAGUCUAUGCUCCAACCGACAGGCUAUGCUCCGACAGUCUAUGGUCCAACCGACAGUCUAUGCUCCAACCGACAGGCUAUGCUCCAACCGACAGUCUAUGCUCCAACCGACAGUCUAUGCUCCAACCGACAGGCUAUGCUCCGACAGUCUAUGCUCCAACCGACAGUCUAUGCUCCAACCGACAGUCUAUGCUCCAACCGACAGGCUAUGCUCCAACCGACAGGCUAUGCUCCAACCGACAGGCUAUGCUCCAACCGACAACUGUCCACAGACUGUCCUCUGCCACAGACUGUCCUCUGCCACAGACUGUCCUCUGCCACAGACUGUCCUCUGUCCACAGACUGUCCUCUGCCACAGACUGUCCUCUGCCACAGACUGUCCACAGACUGUCCUCUGCCACAGACUGUCCUCUGCCACAGACUGUCCACAGACUGUCCUCUGCCACAGACUGUCCUCUGCCACAGACUGUCCUCUGCCACAGACUGUCCUCUGCCACAGACUGUCCACAGACUGUCCUCUGCCACAGACUGUCCUCUGCCACAGACUGUCCUCUGUCCACAGACUGUCCUCUGCCACAGACUGUCCUCUGCCACAGACUGUCCACAGACUGUCCUCUGCCACAGACUGUCCUCUGUCCACAGACUGUCCUCUGCCACAGACUGUCCUCUGCCACAGACUGUCCACAAGAGUCAGACUGUCCUCUGCCACAGACUGUCCUCUGUCCACAGACUGUCCUCUGCCAGACUGUCCACAGACUGUCCUCUGCCACAGACUGUCCUCUGCCACAGACUGUCCUCUGCCACAGACUGUCCUCUGUCCACAGACUGUCCUCUGCCACAGACUGUCCUCUGCCACAGACUGUCCUCUGUCCACAGACUGUCCUCUGCCACAGACUGUCCUCUGCCACAGACUGUCCUCUGCCACAGACUGUCCUCUGUCCACAGACUGUCCUCUGCCACAGACUGUCCUCUGCCACAGACUGUCCACAGACUGUCCUCUGCCACAGACUGUCCUCUGUCCACAGACUGUCCUCUGCCACAGACUGUCCACAGACUGUCCUCUGCCACAGACUGUCCACAGACUGUCCUCUGCCACAGAGAGUUGAUCCGAGACAUUUAA